AUGGCGAAGCACACGGCGGCUUUAAAGGUCGGACUUGCUCUGCUCGCAUUAAGCAUGGUGGGUUACAUACUUGGUCCGCCGCUUUACUGGCACCUCACUGAAGCUUUAGCUGUUUCAGCUUCUUCUUGCUCUCCUUGUGCCUGCGACUGCUCUUCGCAGCCACUUCUCGCCAUUCCCAAAGGACUCAGCAAUGCUUCUUUCGCCGAUUGUGCAAAGCGUGAUCCAGAGGUGAACGAAGAUACAGAAAAGAACUACGCUGAACUCUUAACAGAGGAACUGAAGCAACGCGAAGCAGAAUCGAUGGAGAAACACAAACGUGUCGACACAGGUUUGUUAGAGGCAAAGAAGAUAACAUCAUCUUACCAAAAAGAGGCAGAUAAGUGUAACUCGGGUAUGGAAACAUGUGAAGAAGCAAGAGAGAAGGCAGAAAAAGCACUUGUCGAGCAGAAGAAGCUGACUUCUACAUGGGAACUGAGAGCUCGCCAAAAAGGAUGGAAAGAUGGAGCCACCAAGUCAACUGUUAAAUCCAAAAGCAGUGUUCAGGUUUCUUAG
Molecule: messenger RNA, 552 nt
Organism: Arabis nemorensis
Lineage: Eukaryota; Viridiplantae; Streptophyta; Magnoliopsida; Brassicales; Brassicaceae
Source: the annotation of a GenBank genome assembly